This is a messenger RNA of Ictalurus furcatus (blue catfish), 740 nucleotides long. RefSeq names its product gremlin 1a, DAN family BMP antagonist (gene grem1a). Lineage: Eukaryota; Metazoa; Chordata; Actinopteri; Siluriformes; Ictaluridae. The record is from RefSeq and is a predicted model, not a curated record. Gene Ontology annotation, molecular function: BMP binding; receptor ligand activity. The coding region runs from base 164 to 694 and encodes 176 amino acids. Gene Ontology annotation, biological process: animal organ morphogenesis. The transcript is spliced from 2 exons.
GCAGUUUACUUUUGGGUUGUUUUCUUUUUUUUCUUCUUCCAAGGAUUCAGACAGCCUACAAUUAUCCCGACUGAACUGCACUUUACGCAAAAAUAAUAAAUAAAUAAAUACAUAAAUAAAAAAUAAAUAAAUAACAAUAGAGCAACAACUGGCGAUUCACAAGAUGGCGCAAGGGGCAUCGUUUGCUGUGCUCCUGGGUCUGUGGCUCCUCUCGUGUCCUGUGAAAUGCUGGAGCAGCGGCGGAUUUCAAGGCGCCGUUCCUCAUCACGUUAAACUCAGCCCAGUCUCCUGGGAGCAGACAGAGCAGCCUGCACCGAGCUGGUCCGCCACAGGAACGUCUGCGCAGGCACAGGAGGUGCUCGGCUCCAGCCAGGAGGCUCUGCAUGUGACCGAGCGCCACUACCUGAAGCGGGACUGGUGCAAGACGCAGCCGUUGAAGCAGACGCUGCAGGAAGAGGGCUGCAUCAGCCGCACCAUCAUCAACAGCUUCUGCUACGGCCAGUGCAACUCCUUUUACAUCCCGCGGCACGUCUACCAAGAAGAAAGCGCCUUCCAGUCCUGCUCCUUCUGCAAACCAAAAACGUUCACCGUCGUCACUUACACGCUGAUCUGCCCGAGUCAGAUCCCGAGAAUCAGACGGAAACACGUGCGGCGGGUCAAACAGUGCCGCUGUACUUCCAUAGACUUGGAUUAAUACUGAUCGCACAAAGUUACGUUUUUUGCUUUCCCACGUGACUGAU